UUCAAAUCAUAAAGUCCUUUCCUUUUUUCUCUGUAUUAUUAUCAUAAUUUCCAUUUGAAAAUGGGUUCUCUACAUGCAGUUUUCUUCUCACUUUUGGUCAUCAGUAUUAUUGUUGGUUCAGCUAAUGGUGAUAUCUAUGAUGGUGGGUCUUACGAUUCUAUGACACCCAAAUUGGCUAAGGAUCAAGAAAGGCUUCUCUCUACCAUGAUUGGCAUUGAAGGAAUUAUCCUUUACAAAUUUGGUUCAUCAAUUUCCCCUCUUCAAGGAGGUUUGGCAAGAAUAACAUGUAAAACAGUGGAUGAGUAUGGUUAUGAGGCAGCUUCUUACACAUUUUUAAGUGAGUCAAGUGAUGAAAAUGGCUAUUUCUUGGCAACAUUAUCUCCUUCAGAGGUAGAAGACAAGAGAGAAUUGAAGGAAUGCAAAGCUUUUCUAGAGGUCUCACCAUUAGAGAACUGUCAAUCUCCUUCUGACCUCAACAAUGGAGUCUCUGGUGCUCUUCUCCAUUCUUACAAAUUUUUGGUUCAUAAUAACAUGAAACUCUUCUCUGUUGGGCCUUUCCUUUUCACUUGCCAAACUUAAAACAGCAAGAUUCAAUGUAUAUGUAUAUGAUAAUUAUAAUGAUCUAUAUAAGCUUAGUUCAGAGACAUUAUUCUAAAAAUUGGAAAAGAAUUUUUGAAGAUUGAUCAUUAGUGUCAAUGUCAAAUUUGAGAUUAUAAAAUAGUCUCACUUUUAUAUUUGCCUAAUUAUUCUCUUUAAUGUAUUUCUUUAAAAAAGAUUUAUACAAA
Cucumis sativus (cucumber) is the source of this 785-nucleotide messenger RNA. Its product is annotated as proline-rich protein 3. The transcript has 2 exons. The record is from RefSeq and is a predicted model, not a curated record. Lineage: Eukaryota; Viridiplantae; Streptophyta; Magnoliopsida; Cucurbitales; Cucurbitaceae. Bases 61 to 579 code for a protein of 172 amino acids.